AUGUCAGUGCAAGAAUCUCUCCACCGUCGUUUUCCCGACUUGGUGUAUGCACCCCUCGUGCAUCCCGACAAACAUCCAGUCUUCAAGUAUACAGGUUUCCAUCCAGGAAAAGUGACAAAACUACCAAAGGGUCAUGUAAAAGAAGCUGGAUACCAAGCUUUUCCCGUGGAUGUGAUCUGGGAGCGAGAUCAGGCCAUUCCCAUGCGGGAUGGAGUCAAGCUAUAUGCAGACAUCUUUCGACCAGCUGCUGAGGAAAAAGUCCCGGCUAUCAUCCCAUGGAGCCCCUACGGUAAGGCUGGGACUGGAAGUCAGAACUAUGACAAUAUGGGUCCAUACCGCAUUGGUAUUCCGUAUCAAUGCCUCAGUGGAUAUGAGACAUACGAGGCAGGUCAAUACCAUUCGAACGCGGAAUGGUGCUCUAGAGGCUAUGCUAUUGUCGACAUCAAUGCUCGUGGAGCGGGUCACUCCGAGGGCAACCUCAUGUUCUGGGGUGAACAGGCGACCACUGAUAUCUAUGAUGCUAUUACCUGGGUAGCUCACCAGCCGUGGUGCAACGGAUCAGUGGUCAUGAUGGGCAACUCGUGGCUCGCCAUUUCGCAAAUCAACUUCGCUUCUCGCUUUUCUCAUCCAAACCUCAAGGCGAUUGCGCCCUGGGAGGGACUGACAGAUCUCUACUCCCAUCAGCUAUGUCGCGGAGGAGCCUACAAGGCAGCUUUCAUGAAUCUGAUUCUCAAAGGAUUUGGAGGAUUUGGACAGGUCGAAGAUAUCGGCUCCAUGGCUCAACAGCGCCCCCUCCGCGACGAGUAUUGGCAGGAAAAGCAGGUCCAUCCCGAGGACAUUAAGGAUAUCCCCAUGUAUCUGACCGCAUCCUACUCGACCGGUUUACACUGCGAAGGCUCAUUCCAUACCUUUGAGGUAGCGCCCACCCCGCGGAAAUGGUUGCGAGUUCAUGCAACCCAAGAAUGGCACGACAUCUACCGCCCCGAAGCGACGGAUGACCUGCAACGGUUCUUUGAUUUCUACGCCAAAGGAAUCCAGAACGGAUGGGAGAGUGAAACACCUCGAGUGCGGUUGAGUUUGCUCGGUUACGAUGGAAGCCCAGCAAGGACUGUUGUGGAACGUCCGGAAGAGCAAUGGCCUCCUGCGCGCCAGCAUAUCCGACGAUUCUACCUGGAUGCCGCUGAGGGGACUCUCGUACCCUCUAACCCAGCGAGGAAUGCUUCUGUUGAACACGAGGGACACUCCCUCACUGACUCCUCGGAUUUUACUCUCUACUUUGACAAGUACACCGAGCUCUGCGGCCGCCCAUUCGUCAAGCUGCACAUGUCCUGCAAUGCAGCAGACGACUUCGACGUCGUUGUUCAGAUCCGCAAAGUCUCCGCUUCUGGGGAACUCCUCGAAUCGCUGAAUUGGUCGCCUAUGCCCAAGCCCCGACCUGAAGUGCCCGAUGUAAACGUCGCUAAGCAUCUCGGCCAGCAGGGGAUGCUUCGGGCUUCCCAUCGUGUCAGUCUCCGUCCUCGAGCGAGUGAGGAUGAAGUGCCUGUCUAUGAUCAUGCUAGUCGUCAGCCUGUUACCCCGGGUGAGAUUGUCCCGUUGUUGAUACCGAUCUGGCCUGUGGGUAUGGUGUUCGAAGCAGGGGAGGGCUUGAUGCUCAGAAUCUCCGGGCAUGAUAUGUCGCUGCCGGAGGUGGAGUUUAUGAGGCUAACGGCUCCGGUGGAUGAGAACAAAGGACGGCAUGUGGUGCAUACAGGAGGGAAGUUCGAUAGCUACCUGGUACUUCCGUUCAUAACCGAGUAG
This is a messenger RNA of Aspergillus thermomutatus, 1797 nucleotides long. Its product is annotated as CocE/NonD family hydrolase. Bases 1 to 1797 code for a protein of 598 amino acids. Lineage: Eukaryota; Fungi; Ascomycota; Eurotiomycetes; Eurotiales; Aspergillaceae. Gene Ontology annotation, molecular function: dipeptidyl-peptidase activity. The transcript has 6 exons. The record is from RefSeq and is a predicted model, not a curated record.